ACGCUCUCCACGUCACGUGGCGCACAUAUAGAGACAGAAGUGCUACUCCGGGCUGAAGAGAAGAUCCUAUACCAACACUCAGAUAGCAAGAUGUCGGUGGUUUGUGUCGCUUUAAGUCGGAAUGUUUUAUCUGUGAGGAGCCCUGGGAUGAUGGUGAUGGUGCGGCACGCUCAGACUGCGGCCGCUCCAGCUCCUGAACCCAGGAUCAAGAAGUUCCAGAUUUACCGCUGGGACCCUGACACCGCUGGAGACAAACCACGAAUGCAGACAUAUGACAUUGAUCUCAACACCUGUGGUCCAAUGGUUCUGGAUGCCCUCAUCAAGAUCAAGAAUGAGAUUGACCCCACACUCACAUUCAGACGCUCCUGCCGCGAGGGAAUCUGCGGCUCGUGUGCCAUGAACAUCAAUGGAGGCAACACACUGGCAUGCCUUAACAAAAUUGACGCCAACACAAGCAAACCUACCAAAAUCUACCCGCUCCCACACAUGUAUGUGGUCAAGGAUCUGGUGCCUGACAUGAGCAACUUCUAUGCACAGUACAAGUCCAUUGAGCCUUACCUGAAAAAGAAGGAUGAAGCUCAAGAAGGGAAGGAGCAGUAUUUCCAGUCAGUGGAGGACAGGCAAAAACUGGACGGCUUGUACGAGUGCAUCCUCUGUGCUUGCUGCAGCACCAGCUGUCCCAGCUACUGGUGGAACGGAGACAAAUAUCUGGGACCUGCUGUGUUAAUGCAGGCAUACCGGUGGAUGAUUGACUCCCGUGAUGAAUUCACUGAGGAACGUCUGUCUAAACUUCAGGACCCCUUCUCUCUCUACCGCUGCCACACUAUCAUGAAUUGCACUAAGACCUGCCCCAAGGGGCUCAACCCGGGGAAGGCCAUCGCAGAGAUUAAGAAGAUGAUGGCAACAUAUAAAGAGAAGAAAGCAGCAGCUACAUGAACAUCUGAAAAUCCUACUGGCUCAAGAUCCAUUAAUAAAAAUAAUAACACCUCAAACUGA
Messenger RNA from Thunnus maccoyii (southern bluefin tuna), 996 nucleotides. Its product is annotated as succinate dehydrogenase [ubiquinone] iron-sulfur subunit, mitochondrial-like. The transcript has 8 exons. Gene Ontology annotation, biological process: aerobic respiration; respiratory electron transport chain; tricarboxylic acid cycle. The coding region runs from base 91 to 936 and encodes 281 amino acids. NCBI's taxonomy places the organism in Eukaryota, Metazoa, Chordata, Actinopteri, Scombriformes, Scombridae. Gene Ontology annotation, cellular component: mitochondrial membrane. Gene Ontology annotation, molecular function: 2 iron, 2 sulfur cluster binding; electron transfer activity. The record is from RefSeq and is a predicted model, not a curated record.